UUUUGUCAUAUUUUUGCUAGAUUAUUGGUUUUUCUUGUACCAGCAACUAAAUCAUUCUUGGAUUUUUGCAUUCUCUUGUGCAGUCCUUUUAUAAUGGAGUGUUUGAAGGAAUUUUAUUUGGCGUAUGAUGAUACCCAAUUGAGAGGGAAUGGGGCUGAUCUUCUAUCGAGAGUUGCAAAAAGGUUUUUAAACAAAAAGAACGAUGUAUCCAUCAAACAGCCAGAGUUGAAUGUGCAACCUUCCUCUGUUGUCUUCCCUAUUAGUUAUCGGCAUAUUACAAGAUACUUCGUUGCCCUGACGACAGAAACUGAGAAAUCACAGCAAGAUGCUUUAUUCAACAAGAUUCUGACUAAAUCUGUGGUGUUUCAUUUCUGGAACAGUGUGACAUCUUCCCUCACUCCAGAGCCAGAGAGUGUUGUGAUAAUGUACCUUUGGCAUUGUGCAAAUAGAACAUCAUUUUCAGGGCAUGGGAAGCCUAAUGAAUAG
Molecule: messenger RNA, 486 nt
Organism: Hibiscus syriacus
Lineage: Eukaryota; Viridiplantae; Streptophyta; Magnoliopsida; Malvales; Malvaceae
Exons: 3
Coding region: 94-486 (130 amino acids)
Source: RefSeq, a predicted model, not a curated record